CUGUUACUGCUAGGAAGGUGAAAAUGUCAUUAGCCGGCUGAUUGAAAUUGAGCUCAAUCUUUUUAUUUAUUAAAGUAACCACAUAUAAUUCUCUCUUUCUCUCCUCUGUUCCUCAAUCCCAUCCUCUUUUGACUAAAGAUUUGAUCGAGGUUGACAAAUUGGCAUGUUCAUAGAUCAACUCACAAUCAGUCAUUCACCUAGUGAGAAUUGGUGAUCGAUCAACUACGAUUUCAUAUUCUUCUCUAUUUUCCAUCAUCUACACUGGUUUAGAUCAAGUCUACUUUUGAUCAUUCUUCUCUCUAAGAAAUAGAAUAAUCUUCGGUAUGUCAAAUUCAGAACUUUUCCAAGUGAAGGAAGAAGGUGAGAAAAAGAAAUCCAGUGAUGACAUACAACUUCCCACGUCCAACAAUCCAGAUAGGUGCGUAGAUAUUGCACCUGGUCAACAUGGAAACGUCGACCGAAAACAAGAUGAAAAUAAUCUAGAUCAUGAUGAUUAUGAUGAUAUCAGAAAGAAAGAUAUAUUUCAAGGAAAUUGUUCAGAGGAUCAAACUGAUAAAGGUAGGUCAUGGUCGAGAUAUGAAAUUGGAACGGUACAUAGAAGAUCAACACAAGCCUUGCAUGAGGAUGACACGCACAAAUCGAGAAAUGAUCCUGAUGACGAUCCCGAUGAUGAUGGAUUUACAACACCAACUUCUUCGGAUCACAAAAUCCCAGUGAUGACAACGUGUCCACCCGCACCCAAAAAAAGUAUCAAAAGAAGAUUUUCAGCUUCACCAAACAUGCAUCCAACUCUCCAAGUUGACUUUGAAUCCAUUAUUCAGGAAGAAGAUUUGGGAGGGAAUAACAAGAAAUUAAGAAAAAAUGAUCAUCAAGAAUGAACAAUACAUUUCCUACAGUAUUAAAGGUGAGAAAUAAAAUUCAUCCUACAAUAUAUAUUCAUAUACUUUUAUAUCCUAUGGGUUUAAGUUACGUAAAAUGAUACUGUAAUAAUUUAACAUGUUAUAAUAGAUACUUAUUUACUAAGUGCCUUUUUGGAUGGUGGCUUCCUAUGGUAUGGUAUGGUAUGGUUACAAUGAAAACUAUGUUUGUUUUGAUUGUUUUCUGAAAGGCAUGAUUUGGUAUUGUAUCUUUUCAUGGUUUGAUAACCAUGAAAUCAGUCAAUUUACAAAACCACCAAUUUAGUGAUAUCCCAUGAUUUUAUUUUUUUCUUCCAAUUAUGCCCUUCCAAUCAGCCAAAUGCUAGCUGCUCCCAAAAGUAUGAUUGGUCAGUCAGGGUGUUCGUAAAUGUUUUUGAUCCUUCUGUUUGAUUCUGGUGACUAAAGAAAAACGGAAAAAUAUUUUCGAUCCUUCUCUGCUUGAUUCAGGUGUCAAAGAUGCCCUUUGCUUGGA
Messenger RNA from Capsicum annuum, 1389 nucleotides. RefSeq lists its product as uncharacterized. Gene Ontology annotation, biological process: regulation of DNA endoreduplication. NCBI's taxonomy places the organism in Eukaryota, Viridiplantae, Streptophyta, Magnoliopsida, Solanales, Solanaceae. The record is from RefSeq and is a predicted model, not a curated record. The transcript has a single exon. The coding region runs from base 324 to 878 and encodes 184 amino acids.